CAAGCACCCGUCACUCCAACUCAGAAGUGAAAUAAACAAGGCACGAAUUAUAGGUAGGCUAUAGUUCGGUAUAGGUAUAAUUCUGUAUAUUGAGAUAAAGAAACACGAGAGAAACGAUGUUCGGCUGUUUGGAUUUGCCAACAUCGUCAUUUCAGGUAUGCUGGCACGCACUGCGUAUGUGCUUCAGUCGAGAGGUGACCGAGGAGGCGAAAGUAGCAAAAACCAUGAGCUCCAAAAUAGACCGAGAUCUCUUCGAACACGCCAAACUCGAGUCACACGUGGUUAAAAUUCUAUUACUAGGUGCCGCUGAGAGUGGCAAGAGCACUUUGGUUAAGCAAAUAAAGAUCAUCCACAGUAAUGGCUUCAGCAGACAGGAACUCCUGAGCUUUAAGCCGGCAGUGCUGGAUAACCUGCUCAACUCUAUGAAGUUUGUCCUGCAAGGUAUGGGCCUUCUGAGGAUCAAUCUGGUCAACCAGAGGAACAAGGACCAUGCCGAGUUUGUGCUGACCUGUGAUUGGUGCAUUGGGGAGGACAGAGAGCUGCGGCCUUUCCUGGCUCAGGCCUUCUGCAGUCUGUGGGCAGAUCAGGGGGUGAGGGUCGCAGCCGCCCGGGGUCAAGAGUACCAGCUCAACGAUUCCGCUCUCUAUUUCUUUGAGAACAUUGGUCGGAUCAUCGCGCCGAACUAUGUUCCCACGGAAAAAGACGUGUUGCGUGUUCGUGUACGCACGAGUGGUGUGCUGGAAACCCAGUUCAGUACUGCUCAGUUUAUCUUUAGGCUGUAUGAUGUGGGAGGGCAGCGUACACAGACGAGGAAGUGGCUGCGUUUCUUUGACGACGUGCGUGCUGUGCUGUUUCUGGUGGAUGCCAGUCGAUACGAUCUCAGGCCUCAGCAGGGUUCGGAUACGGGCUGUGUCCAGGAGAGUCUAGAACUCUACUCUUCCGUCUGCUCCAACACGGUCUUCAGCAGUGCCUCGCUGAUUUUAUUCAUGAACAAAAUGGAUCUUUUUCAAAAGAAGAUCUUGCAUUCUGGAAGACAUCUACGGCUUUAUUUCCCAGAAUUUAAAGGGGCGGACUGUGAUGCUAGUGGUGCUGCCAGCUUCCUCACUAGCCUGUUCACAGACCACCUCAGCUCACCAGCAAAGCCUGUGUACCAUCACUAUGCCACAGCCAUAGACACCAGCUCUGUUAGGGACGUCUUCCAGACUGUCAUCGACAACAUUGUCAAAGAUAACUUGGCUAAUGUGUGCACCCUUUGAAUUACACUUUCAGGUCUUUUUUUAAAUUGUGACUAGUUUUAUGUGUGUGUGUGUGUGUGUGUGUGUGUGUGUGUGUG
This is a messenger RNA of Alosa alosa (allis shad), 1333 nucleotides long. RefSeq names its product guanine nucleotide binding protein (G protein) alpha v1 (gene gnav1). Lineage: Eukaryota; Metazoa; Chordata; Actinopteri; Clupeiformes; Clupeidae. Gene Ontology annotation, molecular function: G protein-coupled receptor binding; GTPase activity; guanyl nucleotide binding. Gene Ontology annotation, biological process: adenylate cyclase-modulating G protein-coupled receptor signaling pathway; Rho protein signal transduction. Bases 117 to 1256 code for a protein of 379 amino acids. The record is from RefSeq and is a predicted model, not a curated record. The transcript is spliced from 10 exons. Gene Ontology annotation, cellular component: heterotrimeric G-protein complex.